Suillus plorans is the source of this 1014-nucleotide messenger RNA. RefSeq lists its product as uncharacterized. Gene Ontology annotation, biological process: tRNA aminoacylation for protein translation. The record is from RefSeq and is a predicted model, not a curated record. The coding region runs from base 1 to 1014 and encodes 337 amino acids. Gene Ontology annotation, molecular function: aminoacyl-tRNA ligase activity; ATP binding. NCBI's taxonomy places the organism in Eukaryota, Fungi, Basidiomycota, Agaricomycetes, Boletales, Suillaceae. The transcript is spliced from 14 exons.
AUGUAUACAACUGCCAGUGACGUCACGAAUGGCAUUGUACCUUCACAAGAUUUCGAUCAAUAUUACCUUGCGGAGCAAGGUCAUGUUGGAUGGCAGGCAGCUUCGUCAUGGCAAGGGGUCAACCUGCCUGUCGACGUGACGAUCGAACGCAAUCUUCGCAAUCUUACACUUGACCCAACGAAAUCCCUAUCACCUGUGGAUGAAAUGGUCGAGAUUUUUCCCAAUGCUCCUCCGCUGUCUUCUGGACCACUCCACCUCGCACUCAACUGCUUUGUCUUGGGCACGCAGCGAAUUGGGCUUGGGAUAAGCAAACUACAAUUUCCCGAAAGGACUGCCUGUAUGCCAAUGAUAUUCAAAGUGUCGAGAGACGGCGGUCGUGACUACCCUUGCCAAAGUCCUCGACUCUAUGACCUCCGUAAUGGUCCCAGUGCUCCCUUGCCUGGCAGAGGUACUCUCCAUGAAGGUGAUAGGGCUGUGUCCCAGCUAUCUGUCUUUGCGAAGGAGUGGACUCCUGUCAGCGCGGAGUGGAAUGAUCCGCAUGCCGAACAAGACAUGGCUAGUUUGCUGAGGAUGCGCAGCGUCGUGCUAUCUCUUUUGGAACAGGCUCGAGGGGAGAAGCAUCUGAAGAGCUCUCUUGAAGCUGAGGUCGAUAUUAUCUUUCCCAACGAUAUAUCCUAUUUGCACGCAGAGACCUUCCUAAAGACGCUUUUCAUCGUUUCUGAUGCCAACAUCACGGACGAAGGCUCUCUCCGCACUAGUUCAUUCGCGUGGUCCUAUGUCUCUUCAAUGGAUAUACCCGACUCGGACUUGGAGCUGGCGAUUCGCAUUAGACCUGCAUCCUUGGAUAAGUGCCCAUGCGCUGCCGGGAAAGAUCAAACAUACAGUGUGGUAGCGCUUAGCAAGUCUAGUAAGGGUUGCUGCCAACUCAUUGUACUCUGCUAUCAACCGCCCCACCAAUUGUGGUCUGUGCUCUGGCAAUAUCAUGGUGUUGAGUGGUGGGAAGGUUUUCAUUGA